GCGCAGUCACGUCUUUUCUCGCGAGACGAAGACGCCAUUAUCGCGGUGCUUGGACGAUUUUUUUCGUGACUUGGCGAAGUUAGCCUUCGUAGUUUACCCAUUUGUUCAGGAGACCAUAACUUUCAGUAAUCUGCAAAGCUGGAGGUCAUAAUGUCAGAGGAACAGACUCUGAGCGAAUCAGAUGCCUUACAAAUGGCAGUUAGUCAAAUCACUAAUGGCCAAGGUGAAGAUGAAGUCUCGGAUGAACCACCUUCAAAACGACAGAAGAUUUCUCAAGAUGAUAACUUGACUGAGGCGGCUACAAUAAAACAAAUUUUAUUUAACGUAAACAAAGCUAUUUGUUUGCGACUUGAUAGCAUAGAGACAAAGCUAGAGACGAUCAACCUUCGAUGUAAAUAUCUUGAAGAAAAACUUGACAACAUGGCAGAUUCAUCAUACCAAAAAGUUGAUCAUGGAGGAAGUGGUGAUCUGUGUACACCUCCACCACAAGGUAGAAGAGGCAGCAGCAAUGCUGGUAACUUUGCUACACGUAAACAAAGCACUAUAAUUAUUGGAUUACCUCAUAAGAUGGAGUCACAAGAUACACAGAGUGAAUCACAAGAGGGUACAGCCAGCAGUCCAAUGUCUAGUUCAGGUGUUGCUGAAUCACCGGCUCCUAAUCUUGGACCUAAUGUGACUCUAAUUACACUAAAUACAGAAGAUGACUACCCCAAUGGUACCUGGCUUGGUGACGAGAAUUCUAUUGAGAUGAGAGUAAGAUGCCCUAUUUCUCCAAGCGAUAUGAUACACAUUCAUUCCACGAGUCGGACAGCUGAGAAGAUGGCACUUACACUCUUGGACUAUUUGUUUGAUAGAGAAACACAGGCUUGUUCCAAUGUGUCUGGCAUGAGCAAACACAGAAAGAGACAAUUGGAUCCACUUAUGGUAUAUGGAAUAAGAUGUCAUUUGAUCCACAAGUUUAAUAUAAGCGAAACAGACUGGCACAGAAUUAAACAGAACAUUGACUCCAAAUGUCGCACAGCAUUCCGAAGAAAACAUAGAGGGCAGGCUCUCACAGUCAAAGCUUUUGCACGUAAAUCACCAUCAUCUAAUACUACAAUAUAUACACACCAAAUGGCAGAAAAUGGGGAGCAAGAAAUGCAUGACCAAGUUGUUUCCCAAGCUGCGGUGGAGCAGAUACAACAAAUGCAGCAACAGAUACACAUUCAACAAGUGGAGGAAGGAGAAACCAUAGUACAGCAGGGAAUGCCAGAACAAGUAACAGUACAACAUGUACAGGAGCAACAUACGAUAAUCCCUGAACAAGUUACUGUGCAAGUCACGCAAGGUGGUGAGACAAUCCAUUUACAGGAGGGCGAUACCAUACAGAUAACACCAGGAGAAGGAGUCAGUAUCCCACAAGGGGAGAUUCAGAUUGCUGUGAAUCCAGAAGUUCAAGUGCAUGAGAUUGAUGGAGAGAUACAGAUACAGCAUCCUGUGCAAUUACAGCAGUCUUAGGAGAAACACACACAGCAUUAAUUCUAUUUUUAAAAAACAACUCAGUUAAAAAUGUGUGUAGUAAUUUUCCACAGUUUUGGUUCUAUGUGCCAUAUAACUAGCAUCUGCUAGGUACAAUUGUUUAUUGAUCGUGACAUUUUGAGUAUCACUCAAGUCUUGUACAGCAAAACCCAUAGCGUUUCUUUUAGUGCCAUCGUUAAAGAGACAGUCAUUGUACCUUUGCCAUGUUUGAAGCAAGUCUUGUACAAUAUAUACUAGUAAAAUACAUUGUUUGUUUACACAAAAUCAAACACAUUAAAAAUACAAACCUACAAAUAGUCUAUUAAAUACAUAAAAAAAAAAAAAAUUGUUUUAGUUUCGACUUUGUUCACCAAUUUCUAUUUCUAGUCUUUUGCAGCUAGUGUUGUUGCUUCCUUUGAGAUGUGAUACACCUUUUUGGCUUAGAAUGUUAUUUAAAUGAAUUUUUUCCAAAAUGUGUAUUUCAUUGUAAAUUAUUUAUGGGAGUAUGGUAUCUCACUUUUGUUGCUUGUAGUUAUAGGUUUUUGCUCGAAAGUUGCACACUUUAAUUUCCGAAGUGUUGAGCUUUGAAUGAAUAUACUGAAUAUGAAAUUUAUAUAUAAAUGCUUCCUACAAAACAUUCAAGCAAGCAUUUUCAAAUUCAAAAUGAACUUGAUUUCUAUGAAUUAAUUUGUUGACCAUCAAUAUUGGUAUGUUAUGUAAUAUUUUGUCUCUCAAACAUAUUUUUUCCUGACGCUUGUAUUUUGUCUGUACUUAUUCUUUCAAGAGAGAUGCAUGUACAAACAAUUUGAUAUUGUCUAACUGAACAUUUAUUUAUAAUACAGUACCCAGGGUAUACACAAGUCUGUCAGAAAAAUGCAAAUCUUUCAAUGAACUUUCAAACAAAUACAUUUUUUACAUACAGUAAAAUAUAUACAAUAUGAA
Saccoglossus kowalevskii is the source of this 2439-nucleotide messenger RNA. RefSeq names its product protein BANP-like. Gene Ontology annotation, biological process: protein localization to nucleus; negative regulation of protein catabolic process. NCBI's taxonomy places the organism in Eukaryota, Metazoa, Hemichordata, Enteropneusta, Harrimaniidae. The record is from RefSeq and is a predicted model, not a curated record. Gene Ontology annotation, molecular function: DNA binding.